This is a messenger RNA of Closterium sp. Naga37s-1, 4797 nucleotides long. The record is from the annotation of a GenBank genome assembly. Lineage: Eukaryota; Viridiplantae; Streptophyta; Zygnematophyceae; Desmidiales; Closteriaceae.
AUGAAUUUCUCACAGGAUCGGUUCGAUGCGGAGGCGUACGCGGAAGAGCAGAUGGAGGAGAACGACGAAUGGGAGGUGAGGCGGCUGGCACAGGAGCUGAUGGAGUUCAGGCGAGUGUCGGCAGAGGAGAUGCGGCGGAGCGUGUAUGCCAACUACCCUGCCUUCAUACGGCGAGUGUCGGCAGAGGAGAUGCGGCGGAGCGUGUAUGCCACCUACCCCGCCUUCAUACGGUCAGUCUCUCACUCCUCUCCUCCCCGCAUCCGCAUGCCAAAGACACUCCUUUCACCUGGGCUGGUCACUGCUUCAAACGCGGAGAUUGUAUAUCAAGUAUCCUCUCAUACGAGUUCAGGCGAGUGUCUGUCAGAAGAGGAGACGCGGCAGAGCGUGUAUGCCAACUACCCCGCCUUCAUACGCUCAAGACGCCUCAAAGAGGCGCAAGGGCGUGCAUACCAACUAUCCUGCCUUCAUACGGUCAGUGCAAGAGCCACCCCUCUUCCUCCGACCCACUCCCCCGCCCCUCUCCAUCCCCACGCACCACCCCCCCCCCCUCACCCCCUCCCCCCUCCCUCCCUUCCCUCCCCACCCCCUCCCCCCAUCCCCCUCCUACCCCGGCUCCUUGAACAGCAUCCCCACCCUUCCUCCUCUCACUCCUCCCCCUUUCCCACCCUUCCCCCCACCAGCACCUCCAAGCAGAUCUCGGCCUUUCAGGUGCAGCUGAAGCGCAUGCGCGAGAUGCUGACGCUCAACCCCGCCCUAAUCCACUCCCUAUCCGCCUGUUCCCCUCGUUCCUCCCCGCCGCUCCCCCACCCUUCCCUUCAACAACAGCACCUCCAAGCAGAUCUCGGCCUUUCAGGUGCAGCUGAAGCGAAUGCGGGAGAUGCUGACGCUCAACACGGCGCUCAUCCACUCACUGGCGGAGAAGGGCAGCUGCCAGAGCCGCACCAUCGCGCUCUCCCUCUUCGCCCACUCCUCGCCGCACCACAGCAGACGCAGGUUUGGGCUGCUGGGAGUGGGGUUAUGGUGAAGGAUGGGGAGGGGGGAGGGGAGGUGAGGCUGAGGAGGAGGAGGACGAGGGGGAGGGAUGGGGAGGGGGAGGAGGAGGAAGAGGAGGAGGAUGGGAUGGAGGAGGGGUGGGAUGAGGAGGAGAGGGAGCCGACGGAGAUGGAGCGGUAUGCGGAGGCGUUACCGGAUGUACUGGAUGGGCUUAUAACGGAGCAGAAGAUUGAUCAGGCGAUUGAGCUGCUGGAGCAGGGGCAGCAGAUGGCGCAGCUCUCGUUACAGUCACAUGAGCGGAGGAGGAACAAGGAGGGGGAGUUUGCUGAAGGGGAAGCGGGAGAGGGUGGUGGAGAAGGGGAGGGAGGGGAGGAGGGUGAGGAGAGAGGAAAAGUGUGGGAUGGAAAGGGUGGUGGGGAGGAGAGGGAAUUAGGGCACGUGGAAAGGUGGUUGCGAGAGGAGGAUGGGGGAGGGGAAGGGGAAGAGGAGGGGGAGGAGGCGGAAGAGGAGGAAAAGGAGGAGGGGGAGGGGGAGCACAGAGAGCAACGGAGAGCAGGGUCAGAGCAGGGUUGGGAUGAGAUGCCUCUCACAAAGAGGUCUCUUACUGGGGGAACGCGUAGAGAGGAGUGGGGGUAUGUGUAUGAAAGCGUGGGGAAGGGGAGCAGUGUGGAUGGUGCGCCCAUAGGAGGAGGGGGCUUGAGAGGCAGCUUGAAAGAGAGCUUGAAAGCGGGCUUAAAAGGGGGCUUGAAAACAGGGCCUCGAGCGAGGAGUGUGGAGGAGAACGUGGGGAAUGCAGGGUUGGCGGGCGAGAGGUUAGGGAAUGGGGAUGUGGAGGAGAGCUCACGGCAAGGGGGUAGCUUUCAGGGCAGGAGGCGGAACGCUGCAAAAGCGUCUGCAGCAGCUGCUGCUGCUAGAGCUGUUGAGGCGGCAGCAGAGGGAAGGGAAGGGGAAGGAGCAGAGGGGAGGAAAGAAAGGGCUGAAGUCUUGAAUAAGAGGAUCAUUUCUAACAAUAAACAGCAGAGUGUAAAGGGCGGAAACCCCCCUCAGAAAUUAUCCAGCCAAGGAGGAGAGCACCAGAAAGGAGACACCCAGGGCACGGCUGAAGCCACAGCCACAGGUGGUGAUAAUAAAAAUACUGACAGCACUGUCGUUCCGGGCGGCAGUGAACUCGUUCCGGGCAGCGAUAUUAUCCCUGAAACCGGACCUCCGGCCGGCGGCGCUCCAGCGACCGAGCUUCUAAGCGAGCCGGCCGCGCUGGCGCUGUCAGCAGCAAUAGCAGAGCGCCACGUGGUGCUGGUUGCUGAGCUGGAGCGCACAGCAAAGCACUCGGACGUGCUGGGGGAGGAGCUGCGGUUUGCGGUUACCGGGUUGAUGCGGCUGGGGGAGCUGGAGCUGGCGCACCAGCUGCUGCUGGGUGCGUAUGGGGAGCGGAUCAGACGGAGUGCCCGGUCGCUGCAUCGGUCUGCAACUGGGUUUGGCGGGUCGUACACUGCUGCUCUUUCUCAGAUCGUCUUUUCCGCCAUAGCCCAGGCCACAGCCGAUUCAGCCAUAAUAUUCGCCGACCAACCAGCCUGCUCCGCGGAUCUCCUCCUGUGGGCCCGCCGCGAGGUCACCUUCGCCUUCUCCCUCCUCCGCCGCAACAUCCUCUGCUCCGCCGCCUCCCCGGGCGGCCUCCACGCCGCCUCCGAGUGUGUCUGCAUCUCCCUCGGCCACGCGCGCUUACUCGAACCCCAGGGGAUUUGUCUCGCUCCUAUGCUGGGGGAGCUCAUGCGUCCCAGUGUUAUGGAGGCUCUGGAGUUUAAUAUCCUGAGGAUAGAGGAUGCGGUGGUGUCAGUGGCUACGACCGAUGAGUGGCGGUUGGAAGCGGUUGACUUGGGUGCGCCGGCGCUGAUGAGAUUGAGGGGGUGGGGCGGCGUGCUGGGGCUAGGCGGGUUGAGGAUUAGGCUGACGCCGAGUGCUCAGCGGUUCUACUUGCUGCUCGUGGACCUGGUCGAGGAUAUACUCCCUGUAAUCAGCCUCCAUUUAUUGGAUAAGGUUCUUGAUGCCAUCGCAACGCAGUUCGAGUGUUUCGCUAGCCUCAUGGAGCUGGCGCUACCUGAGAUUCCACCUGACGCCACCCUGCCCCCGGCACCUGGCUCUGUUGGUGCUCGGGCACAGAGGCGGAGGCGAGAAAGGGCGCAGCAGUUGGUGGAGGGGGGAGGGGACGAGGGGUGGAAAGGAGGGGGAGUGCGAGGGCAAAUGGGAGGGGUGAGUGGGAGUGGGAAUGGGGAGGGUGUGAUUGUGUCAGACGGAAUUGAAGGGGAUGUGAUGGGAGGGGAAGAGGGAGGGAACGCAGGGGAGGAGAGAGGGAAGGAAGGGGGCAAGAGAGGAAGGGAGGCAGGGGAGAGGAACGGGGAGGUAGAGGGGGAGGAGGAGGAAUGGGAAGAGGGGUCCAUAUCACGGAGCGCGAGUCAGCAGAGGCUGUCAAAUGGCGACAGUGCUAGCGCUGCUGCUGCUGCUACUGCUGCCGCUGCCGCUGCUGCUGCUGGGGCUUUAGGUGCUGCUGUUCUUGCUACUGGUGAUCAAGAGGACGACACAAUCGACCACAGUAACCCGCUUCUGGACCCUCCAGCAAACAGCUGGCACGUGUACCAUGUUCAGGAGGCAGAGACAGAGGCGCAGCAGCUGGCUGUGCUGGGGAAUGUAGCUGCUCUGGCCGAUGAGCUGCUUCCCAGGCUAGCAGUGAGGCUGACUAUAGCGGAUAUAGAGGAUGAGGAAGGGUUGGGGUAUUUGGGGGAGGAGGAGGAGGAGGAGGAGGGUGAGGAGGGUGGGAGGGGUGGGGAGGGAGAUGAAGGGGAGGGUAAGGGGGAGGGUGGGGGGGAGGUGGAAGGCGCUCCACCCUUCCUUGCCCCACAUACAUUCGCCCACCCUCCCUCUUCCCCCCAUCUGCCCACAGCAACCUGGCGAAGCAGAGGCACGGAUCCCAACCUGGCGAAGCAGAAGGUGUGGAGGGCGAGAAUCCAAAGGGCAGCGCGGAGGAUUCGGGAGAUCUUCUGUGCGUCGCUGUGGGGCGGGUUUGUGUUCAGCGAGAGUGGGGAGCGCGUGCUGUGUGCAGACGAGUACGUGGGCAUGGAUGAUUGCACCAAGCUGCAGCAGUGGAUGAUGCACCCCCUGCCAUCGCCGCCCUUCCAGGCACUUUUCCUCACAGUGAAUGCCGUGCAAUCAAGCCUAGAGCGCGUGCUGAGGGGGCAGGAAGGCAUGCACAGGAGGCUGCUGAGACGAGUCAUGGAGUGGCUGCUGUCGGGUCUGCUUAUAGAGAGUACAAUGUGGGAAGACAUUCAGGCUGCUGACCCACCCCUUGGGCCCAUCGGCCUGCACCAGCUCGUGUUUGACAUGUAUUUCGUGGUGCAAGCUGCUCACAGCGGCAAGACCUCCUCUCCGCUCAUUCGGGGGUUGGCAGAGGAUGCCGCCACGCGGGCGAUCGUGGCUUACAGUGCACGCACAGGGGAGGACCCCAAGAGGCUAGUGGAGGAGGACUGGUGGUAUCAGCACAAGUGCCAGACAGUACUAGAUGAGCUCAAAGAAGCAGCAAGCCAGCCCACCAGCCCCACCGCAGCAUCUGCCUCCACCACCACUCCCUCAACGUUUGUCUCCGACUCGCCGUUUUCGUGGCUUCACAGCAACAGCAUCAAGGGCAAUGGGGACGGUGACAGGGGCGCGGGGAUGCCAGAGCUCAAGGUAAUCAAGCGGUCGGUCGUUUCGUUCUCCGGCAUGAGGGCUGCGCCUCCGCCCAUUAGAGACGCCCGUAGCUACACCACACUGUGA